This is a messenger RNA of Gavialis gangeticus (Gharial), 1496 nucleotides long. RefSeq names its product LYR motif containing 9 (gene LYRM9). The coding region runs from base 120 to 362 and encodes 80 amino acids. The record is from RefSeq and is a predicted model, not a curated record. The transcript is spliced from 4 exons. NCBI's taxonomy places the organism in Eukaryota, Metazoa, Chordata, Crocodylia, Gavialidae.
CCCCCGCACAAUGAUGAGACCGGCACGAGAUUUGAGCUGCUGGAGCUGCCAUUAAAACAAGCCGGCAUGGCCUGAAAAUUACAGGCGUGCUUCGUUUUCCUUUUAGCUGAAUACACAGCAUGACAAUGGCUCCAUUACCAGGAGCUGAAUUAAUUCAGAAGCCUUUACAGUUGUACCGCUACCUGCUUCGAUGCUGUAGACAACUUCCUGAAGAAAAUAUCCGCCAGCAUUACAGACAUGCCAUCAGACAGAGUUUCAAAGUUCAUGAGGAUGAAGACAGUCCUGAAAGAAUCCAGCAAAUUAUAAAAAGAGCUGUUGAAGAUGCUGACUGGGUCAUGAAUAAAUAUAAAAAACAAAAGUAGAAAGAGAAGAAUGCAGAGAAGAUGCUCAUCGCUACAGAUACUAAGAUGCAAAUAAGUCCAGUUUCGGUAAUGGUGCCUGCAAUUUACCUGCACGUAAAAGGUGUGAUAUUCUGCCUUGUCAUGUGAUUUAAUUCCCUUUUUUGAAGCCUUUCAUCCACCAGUUUCACAUAGUUCAGAAACAAGGACAAGAUUUUAGUAUUUAUAAUUGCAAAUCUUGGCUCAAGAUCAAAACUGCCUCAGAGUUUGAGAUGGGGAAAGAGGUUUCAGAUCUGAGCUUUUGGCUUGGUUCAUCCCACUGUAGAAUCAGAAUCUGAAUUAAAAUCCCAACACUGAGGUUGUUCUAGAUUUUAUCUGCUGUGUUUGCUAGCGAUGUUGAAAAUGGUAAUAAUUAAAACUAUUGCAAGUCUUCAUUGAUGUUAUAACUCAGUGACCUGUGAAAGGUUAAUAAAAUGGACACGGACAUUUGUUCCAGGCUGAAGGAAAUGGGUCAAUCUACUGACUAUAUCAAGGAAAUUCAAAGGUUAGUCCUUUAAUUACUUCAAAUAUAUAUAAGCUUGUCAGCACAAACUGAGGAGAAUUCUGUGCCCUCAGUUAUACCCAGGAAUGAGGGAGCUUUAUAUGAAUGUAACAAAGGGCAAAAUAAUGGUCUGUUGUAUCAAAUGAUCUUCCUCUUCCUUUCAACCCAAUUAAAAAGAGAAUGACUGCAGUCUGUAGACCCAGCAAAAUAAGUAGGGGAAGCACUUCUCUACCUUUCUGGAUUGUAAAGCACUUCUAGCUUAUUUGAAUGCAAUUUUUUGAUUGAAUGUAUUUAAAAAAUAACUAGUUUAAGCAGAAAUGUUUCUGCUAAACUGCUUUAAGUGUGAAAAUCAGGAGCCUAUCUUCACAUUUAGAAUUGUUAAACUGACGCUUCCUGCUUAAAUAGUAUCUGGAGGUGGGGAAAAACACACAAAGCCAUGUUAAAAUGUUGCGUAUGCAAGUACUAAAAGGGGAAAUUAAACUGGAUUCUUUAAUGGGGUGCACUUGUAUCAGCCUUAUCCAUAAAUAUUUGCUUUGAGUUUGUAAUGUAGUGGCUAAAAAAAAUUGUUAUGAAAGCUGUGGUAGUGCAUAAAAGUGAAAUGCAAAAUGAGUAAUUUA